Closterium sp. NIES-65 is the source of this 1578-nucleotide messenger RNA. NCBI's taxonomy places the organism in Eukaryota, Viridiplantae, Streptophyta, Zygnematophyceae, Desmidiales, Closteriaceae. The record is from the annotation of a GenBank genome assembly.
AUGAGAGAAGAGCACCGACGAUUAGCGUUAGAGUUAGAAAGAGAGAGGGAGGAGAGGCGCAAGCUUGCAGAGGAGCUGAAACGGCUUGAGAGGGAAACGAGGGAGAGGGAGGAGAGGAGGCGGAUGGAGAAGGAACGCAGGCGCGCGGAGAAGGAGAAGCUAGUGGCGGAAGUGGCAGCGCUGCAGCUGCCCGCAGGGGCGGACGCGGAGGACGGGGGGACGGGGGAGGGGAGGCGGACUCCGCGCAUGGGCGGGGGGAUGCUGUCCCCCUUUGGCGGAAGGCAGAAAACGCCUGAGCGGGAGCGGAGAGGGGGGAAUCGGCCUAUGACACCUGAGAGGAGACCUGUCACACCUGAGGGUAUGCAGGCCAGACUGACCAGGAAAAACCGGGAGGUGAUUCGGGCAGCCCGAAAAGAAGCAGCGGCGGGCGGGCAGGCGGAAAAGGCUGGGGAUGGGGGACAGGCGGCGCUGCAGCAGGUGCUGGUGAAUAUUCUGAAGCGGCCUUUUGCGGAUGUCAGGGAGUCUUAUAAGGUGGAUAAGAACGAGCUGGGCCGGGGCAGGUUCGGGGUGAUCCGAGCCUGUGUGGAUCGGGUGACGGGGGAGAGGCUCGCAUGCAAGACAAUCAGCAAAGGCAUGCUGCAGUGCCAGCAAGACAUAGAGGACGUGCGCAGGGAGGUGGCGUGCCAGCAAGACAUUGAGGACGUGCGCAGGGAGGUGGCGGUGAUGGAGAUGCUGCAGGGCCACCCAGACGUGGUUAACCUCCGCAGCACGUUUGAAGAUGCACAGGACGUGCUUCUGGUGAUGGAGCUGUGUGAGGUGGGAGAGCUCUCUGACGUGCAUCUGGUGAUGGAGCUGUGUGAGGGCGGGGAGCUGUUUGACCGCAUUAAAGCCAAGGGCAAGUUCAGCGAGGCGGAGGGCGCGCGGGUGCUGCGCACGGUGAUGGGCGUGCUGCAGCACUGCCACGAGCUGGGCGUCAUGCACCGCGACUUAAAGCCCGAGAACAUUCUGCUUAACAGCAAGGAGUCGGACACGGAGCUGAAAGUGAUUGACUUUGGCGUUGCCACCUUCUUCCAACGAGGUGAGAGGGUCUGGUGCACGGGUGCUGCACACGGUGAUGGGCGUGCUGCAGCACUGCCACGACCUGGGGUCAACUUAAAGCCCGAGAAUAUUUUUCUCAACAGCAAGGAGUCGGACACGGAGCUGAAAGUGAUUGACUUUGGUGUUGCCACCUUCUUCCAACGAGGCAAACCGUGCACAGACAUGGCAGGGAGUCCGUACUACCUUGCUCCCGAGGUUUUAGCCGAAAAAUACGGCCCUGAGGCGGACAUCUGGAGCGCGGGGGUGGUGCUCUACAUCCUGCUAUGCGGCCUGCCGCCCUUCUGGGGCACCACGAAUGAGGCUAUCUUUGAGGCGAUCAAAGAGGCCACGCUCAACCUCGUUCGCCCGCCGUGGCCCAAUAUCUCGGAGGACGCAAAGGACCUUGUUCGCCAGAUGCUCAACCGGAACCCUAAAAAGCGCAUCACGAUUGAAGAGAUUCUGGAGCAUCCUUGGAUCGUGAAGAAUGCAGGCCCACCAUAA